This is a messenger RNA of Spizellomyces punctatus DAOM BR117, 1289 nucleotides long. Its product is annotated as 1-acylglycerol-3-phosphate O-acyltransferase. NCBI's taxonomy places the organism in Eukaryota, Fungi, Chytridiomycota, Chytridiomycetes, Spizellomycetales, Spizellomycetaceae. Gene Ontology annotation, biological process: phosphatidic acid biosynthetic process. The coding region runs from base 137 to 1051 and encodes 304 amino acids. The record is from RefSeq and is a predicted model, not a curated record. The transcript has 5 exons. Gene Ontology annotation, molecular function: 1-acylglycerol-3-phosphate O-acyltransferase activity. Gene Ontology annotation, cellular component: membrane; endoplasmic reticulum.
CAACUUUUUGAACGGCUAGCGCUUUUUUGCCAAGGAACUUGGGGGGAUUUUAAACAUUUCAUCGACGGGAUUUUUGGCUUGUUUUGGUGAGCGAAUUUCCAAUUCUUCUUGGCGGUGACAAGUGUCUCCACUGAGCAUGACAAAGACGACGCGAAAGACCGAGACAGCCAGCCGCCUCAUGACGCUCCUUGCCCGACCUCAAGCUCCUGCGUUGGCCGCGGGAGCCCUCAUAUUCCUCAUCCUCUUUCGACGCUCGAGCCGGUUCCGCUUCUUUGCAAGAAUGUUUGGGUUCAUCUUUACCAUGGCCAUCUCUUGCAUCGUUGGGAUCACAGUCGCUCCUGUUAUGUGGCUUUUGGGAAAACCUGGGCUGACAAACUAUGUUGUUGCACGGACGUUUGCGCUCAUUGGCCCACACUUUUGUGGGCUGAAAUUCAAGGUGGAGGGAAAAGAACAUCUCAAGAACACUCCCAUGCCGGCUGUCUUUGUCUGUAAUCAUCAGAGCUCGCUGGAUCUAUUGGCAAUGGGCGCCAUUUUGCCAAAGAAUGUCGUCGUGAUGGGCAAAAAGUCAAUAAAAUACGUCCCGCUACUCGGCUGGUUCAUGGCUCUCGGUAACAAUGUGUUUAUUGACCGCAAGAAUCGCGGACACGCAUUGGAGACAAUGGCAAAGGUGGCAGUCUAUCUCAAGGAACACAAGUAUGGGCUGUGGCUCUUCCCGGAAGGCACGCGGUCCCACCAAACAGACGACUCGCUACUUCCGUUCAAAAAGGGAGCAUUCCAUUUGGCCGUUCAGGGACAGAUUCCUGUCAUUCCCAUUGUGUUUUCCACCUAUUACCCUUGUUACCAUCAGAAGAACCAGAUUUUUGAACCUGGAGUGGUUACCAUAAAAGUUCUGCCACCGAUUCCAACCACAGGCCUUGAAACCGCCAAUGUCGACGACUUGCUUGCAAAAACCCGAGAUACCAUGGCUGAGGCUCUCAAAGGCAUCAAGACUAAACCAACUGGUUCCGUCUUACCACCAAUAUCAGCGGACUCUGCCAAAAAACUAGAAUAGAAUCGGCACAUUUCUUUUCAAGAUGUUUAUACCAUGGUGGUCACGACUGGAAUACCUCAUCAUACUCCCUAUGUAAACGUUCGCGAGAUAAUCAAGUUGUGGAAAGGGUGCUUGUUUCGUACGGCGUGGGUUCUUUCCUACGCAAAUUUUAUUGCCUAACAAAUAGAUGCUAUUUUAUCUUAGUUCCCUUGCUUGCUAUAUCUACACAUGGUUCUAUAUAAUAUAUGGCUUUAACAGA